Molecule: messenger RNA, 778 nt
Organism: Phacochoerus africanus (Common warthog)
Lineage: Eukaryota; Metazoa; Chordata; Mammalia; Artiodactyla; Suidae
Gene: PPP1R14A
Product: protein phosphatase 1 regulatory inhibitor subunit 14A
Exons: 4
Coding region: 229-672 (147 amino acids)
Biological process (GO): regulation of phosphorylation
Cellular component (GO): cytoplasm
Molecular function (GO): protein serine/threonine phosphatase inhibitor activity
Source: RefSeq, a predicted model, not a curated record
GCCCCGGCCCCUACCUGAGCCAGGCCCGGCCGCGGGCUUCACGCCCACGCGGCGGCCGGUCCUCGCGCAGCAGGCGGGGAAACUGAGGCCCGUGCGGCCGGGGCGGGGCCGGCCCCCCGGCGAGCCCGAGCCCCCGCCCCCGGCCGGCCCCGCCCCGGCCCGUAAGAGGCCCCCUGGGCGAGAGGCGAAAGCGCACAGCGCGGCGCCGGGGCCGGGGCCAGGACCGCGAUGGCAGCUCAGCGGCUGGGCAAGCGGGUGCUGAGCAAGCUGCAGUCUCCGUCGCGGGCCCGGGGGCCGGGGGGCAGCCCCGGGGGGCUGCAGAAGCGACACGCGCGUGUCACCGUCAAGUACGAUCGGCGGGAGCUGCAGCGGCGGUUGGACGUGGAGAAGUGGAUCGACGGGCGCUUGGAGGAGCUGUACCGUGGCAGGGAGGCAGACAUGCCCGAUGAAGUCAACAUCGAUGAACUGCUGGAAUUAGAGAGUGAAGAGGAGAGAAGCCGGAAAAUUCAGGGACUCCUAAAGUCAUGCACGAACCCCACAGAGAACUUUGUCCAGGAGCUACUGGUGAAGCUGCGAGGCCUCCACAAGCAGCCGGGCCUCCGCCAGCCCAGCCCCUCCGGCGACGGCAGCCUGAGUCCCCUCCAGGACCGCGCCCGGACCGCGCCGCCCUGACCUGCGCCCCGGCCUCUGUGACCCCCUCCGCCGCCCCCGCUUCCCCCCGGCCCUCAACACGGCCCGGCUUGUUUAUACGUUGUAUUUAAUGGUUCUGUAACAAUAA